GUUCUAAACUAUGUUCUGUAUAAAGUUGGAAAAAGGUCUAAAUUGCUAUUUUUUAAAUUAACUAGGCAUGGAAGUACAACUGCAUCCAAGUUGUUUAUAGACUACUCUCUGUUCAUAACUAUUGAAGUGAUUCCAAGAAAAACACUGCGAAAAUGAGGUUAGGAAGUGUGCUUCUAUACCGGCAAGCUGUAUACAAUGACCAUAUCAUGGCGGUUUGUGCUGCGAUUUAAAAAGAAACUAUCGACACGCUGUAGAUUAUUCAGUGAAGUGAUCAGCAGUAUGACAUUGUGGGAAUGAAUAAUAAAUUAUUUGUUUUGUUGACUUUAUUCGAUUCUAUACUCGGUGUGAUAAUAAUAUACGUAAUAAAAAAAAAAACAACGAAUUAAUUAACAAAAAGUGAGAAAAGGGGCAGGGUAUUGAGUUGUUCUAAAAAACGAUUACCUAACCUCGUUUAUUUUACUGAUGGCUUUGUCAGAUGUUUUACAAUUUGAUUGUUUCGUAGACAAUGAGAUUGCGCGAAAUGCUACGAAGAAUUUUGCUGGAAUGCUAGGGAAAGCAUUCGAACAAUAUAAAAAAUUAUGGAGUGAAUAUUUAAAACUACGAAAGCAUUGUGAAGAUGCUGAUUUUAAAAUUCCAUUUCAAUUGCUUGAAUCAAAUAUUUAUGAUAAUAAAGCUGUUACUGCACUUAAUCCAAGCAAAAUAUCAGAAAAUAAAAAAAUAUUUACAUCUUUGUACAACAAUGUUUGUACCAGUUCUAAUUCUGAUAUUGAUGCAAGUUUAAAUGAUAGUAUUAUAAAUGAUAAAUUUAUUGAGAAACAAAUAUCAGAAGAGAAAUUAUUGCAGAGUCCAAUACUUAUAAAGAAACGUUCUAAAUCUAAAAAGACCAAUAUUACAGAUAAUAAUUUUAUUCUAGAAAAUUUUGAGAUAAAUGAAACAUAUCCAAAUAUACCAAUAAAAGAAAAUAUUUUAAUAUUAACAGGAAAUAAUUUUAGGGAAGAUACAAUACUUGAGAAAUCACAAAAUAAAAUUUCAAUUAAUGAAAAUAGUAAUGAUGAGAUAAAAUGUACACCUAAUAAAAUAUCAAAAAAAUUAAGAAUUAAUACAUUAUAUAAUGUAGAUACCACAUUAUUACAAAAUGGUAAAAAAUUGAGACAGACAAAACUUAUGUUUCUUCCAGAUACACAAUCCAUUAAUACUGCAACUCAUGAAAAUUCAAAUAUUUCAAAAGUACAUGCAUUAUCUAUAUCUAAAAAAGACAUAGAAAAACUAGAAAAUUAUAAUAAAUCUAUAGAAGAAGAAGUAAUUCAAAAUAGUCCCAAAAAACAUAUAGAAUUAAGUUCAAAAAUAAAAUGUUUAAAAUUGAAAAAUAAAACCUCAAAUAAGAAAAUAAAUCAAUCUAGUCUCAAUUUAUUAUCUGUAGAAACAUCUACACAAUCAAAAAUUGAUGGUAAUAUUUUAAAUCCAUCCUUUUUUCAAACAAUUUCAGAUAUUAAAUAUUCUGAAAAUAAAAAUUUAUCAACUCCAAUAAAAAAAAUUAAAACAUUAGAGAUAGAAAAAAAUAUUACACCAACAGAAAAGAGAAAAUAUCCAGAAUUAAUCAAUCAAAUGUUUGAUACCAAUUCUUCAAUAUAUGAUGAAACGUAUUGUCUUUUAGGAGAAAAAAUUAAACAAAGACCUUAUGAUAAAAAUGAAUUAAAAGAAAAUAAAUUUGAAAAUAAAAAGUCACCGGAAUAUCCACCUAUAAAGAAAUAUUUUAUGGAUAGUUUUGAUAUAGUUCCUAAUAAAAAAAAACAAGAGAAUAAAUUAUCAAAGAAAAGAUUAGAAAGAGAAAAAAUGAUUGGUAUUACUUGUUGGGAAUGUGAAAAGUAUUACACUAAUCUUGGAAUUUCUGAGGAAGAAAUAAAAAUGAGACGAAAUAAGUGUUCUCGACAUAGAACUAUAUAUAAUGAAAAAAUUAAUACACCUGAAGGUUUUUGGUGUCCUGUAUUUCCUGAUACUACUUUUCAAUCUACUUUCCCAGAUUGAAAUAAAGCAUGAUAUGCUUUUUAUUUAUUAUCUUAUAAAUAUCUUACAAAUAAUUGUUUAUUUUAAAAGUUAUAUUAAUUUUAAAGAAUAAUAACAUAAAUGUAUAAAUAUUUCUAAAUAUGUAAUAUAAAGUUUAUAGCUCAAGAAAAGAUAAAUAAAUUUGAAGAAUAAAAAUGUAUACAACAUAUUAUGAUUUGAACAUAGAGUGAUUUAUUAUAUUAUAACACAUAUAGUAUUACAUUUUGAGUAACAUAGUAUAGAUUUAUAUAUUAUUUCAUUUUAUAUAGACUCAUUCCUUUGCAUAAAAAUAUAGAAUCUUUUAUAUGAAUCUGUAUUUAAAAAAUGAAACUAAUGAAACUAAUGAAACUUAUCCUUUGUCAAACAAACUUUUAUGUUGAGUUCACAAUAUAUAUUGUAUUAAUUUAAAAUGUAACCUAUUAUAAUUAAUAUUUUUAAAUUUUUGUGAUUUAAUUUGAUAUUUAAACUAUAAAAUAUUCAGAUGUAGAAGCAACAUUAGAAAAUAAAAUUAUUUUUAUACUUUA
Molecule: messenger RNA, 2567 nt
Organism: Apis florea (little honeybee)
Lineage: Eukaryota; Metazoa; Arthropoda; Insecta; Hymenoptera; Apidae
Biological process (GO): DNA double-strand break processing involved in repair via single-strand annealing; DNA repair
Molecular function (GO): damaged DNA binding
Source: RefSeq, a predicted model, not a curated record